Messenger RNA from Lethenteron reissneri (Far Eastern brook lamprey), 2674 nucleotides. RefSeq names its product protein sprouty homolog 1-like. Gene Ontology annotation, cellular component: cytosol; membrane. The record is from RefSeq and is a predicted model, not a curated record. NCBI's taxonomy places the organism in Eukaryota, Metazoa, Chordata, Hyperoartia, Petromyzontiformes, Petromyzontidae. Gene Ontology annotation, biological process: multicellular organism development; negative regulation of Ras protein signal transduction; negative regulation of fibroblast growth factor receptor signaling pathway.
UAGUCUCCCCCCGUCGAGGGAGCCACGCCACAACGGGGAGACGGAGUCGCGCACGGGCGGACGUGCCGAGCCGGAGCCGCGUGAGGCGCAUGCGAGCAGGAGGAGCAGCCACCUCCUCCCGGCCCGGCUCGCGAAGCCGCCAUCCCCAACACGCGUGGAAUAUCUGCUCCUACUCGCCAUCAACGCAAACAUCAUCACAAACAUAAUCAUCACUAGCAGCAACGUCCGUCACCCCACGCGUGCGAUUCUGCAAACCGCGGCACCCCGCGGGGCCACACGGGGAGUUUGCCGAGUGCAGACCGGGGGAGCUUUGGCUCGCCGAGUGAGGCUACCGCUGCCAGAGGCGGAGGAGGACACCCGGCCCCAGCACCGCGCGCCCUGCAACCUGGGACCUCCUCGCAACCCGGGACCUCCUCGCCGCCCUGCUGCAGGUAUUUGGAUGCCUUAACCGCACAUGGAUUCCCGCGUUUGGCGUCAGAGCGACGGGGGCGGCGGCACCGGCGGGGGCCGCACGAUCGUGCGCCACCCGCGCCUCCUCCUGCAGCAACAGCCGCCCGAUGAGUCGCUCGCCGCGUCGCCGCACUCGCUCGUCCUCUCGCUCGACCAGAUCAAGGCCAUCCGUGCCAACAACGACUACUCGGAGCCGCCCACCGUCGUGCGCUCCAACAAGCCCCCCCAUUGGGGGGGCGGCGCCGUCUCCUCCUCCUCCUCGCCGCCGCAGCAGCACAAGGAGCGCGAGCGGCCGCCGAGCGGCGAGACGCCGCGGGGCGCCGCUCCGCACAAGGCCGCGCCGCCGUCCCGCGGCGGCGGCGCCGCCCAGCGGCCGCCCCCCGUGCCCAGCCGCUCGGCCAGCGGCGGCAGCACCGCGUCGCGGACCAGCGCGGGCAGCGCCGGCUCGGAGCGGCGUCUGCUGGGGGGCGGAGCGCAGCACCGGCAGGGGCCCUGGGAGGGAAUCGUCGUCCGCGGCCAGCCGCGCGCCGCGGCGCCGGCCCACGGGACGACCGAGCCGAAACGGGAGCAGCAGCGCCGGCACCGCCACGACGGGCACCGGCACGGCGAGGACGGGGGCGACCGGAAGUGCGAGGCGGGCGAGGGGUGCGGCGGCGGCAAGGAGCCGUGCCCCGAGCGGGGCCAGCACGCGUGCAUCUGCGAGCGGUGCGGGCGCUGCAAGUGCGGCGAGUGCGUGGCUCCGCGCGCGCUGCCCGCGUGCUGGCUGUGCGAGAAGCGCUGCCUGUGCUCGGCGGACGCGCUGCUCGAGUCGUGCACGUGCCUGUGCUGCGUCAAGGCGCUCUUCUACCACUGCUCGGACUACGGCGACGGAGACUCGAGCGACUCGUGGGCCGACAAGCCGUGCGCCGGCUGCAGCCAGUCGCGCUGCGGCCUGCGCUGGGCCAGCAUGGCGGCGCUCUCGCUGUGCCUGCCGUGCCUGCUGUGCUACCCGCCGGCGCGUGGGGCCCUCAAGCUGUGCCGCGCGGGGUACGACCGCCUCACGCGGCCCGGCUGCCGCUGCGAGAGCAGCAACUCGGUGCGCUGCAAGCCGCCGGAGGUGCCCCCCCGCAAGCCCAUCUGACCGCCCUCCCCCUCGCAAACUCUCGCCCACACGACGGUGACCGCCGCCGCCGCCUCCUCACCUUCCUCCCUUCCCGCGCCGCUCCGGGAUGUACGAGCCCUCGCGUGUCGGCGGCGACGACGGCGGCGGCGACUAUAAUAUUAAUAACAAAUAUUAAUAAUAAUAUUAAUAACGUUGGUGAUGAUGAUAUAACCACUGGCCCCCAUGUGGGCAAGACGGGGGAAACACGUGUGCCCCCGGUGACUGGCGCCAAAAGUGGACCUGGGAACCCCCAGCGUGGGAAUGUGGAGUUGGGGUCGGACGUGGUGAAUCCUCCACGCCGCGGCUCUCGGAGACCGCGUGACCGAACCUGGCGUUCGCGCCGAACCUGGAUGAGCGGAACGUGAGAUGGAAUCGGGACCCAGGGAACCAACUGUGGAAGAGAAGCUGGAUUGGAUACAAAACGAACCUGGUGGUGCCCUGGACCUGGGGACCCCGUGGGGUUUGGCACCGGGACCAGGCGAUGAUGCUUAACGCCCACCCCCCCACUGCCCCCUAACCCCCCCCGGGGAGGGGGUGGAAGAAGGGGGCUGGCUCCGAACGGCGAUCGAGUGUAACCUGUGGCACAAAUUAACCUUCCCCUCUUUAUGUACAAAUAACAAAUUAUUGUCUAUCUAUUUUUGUACAUAGCUAUAAUAUUAAUGUAAAGAUCAAGAUAUCCCAUGAAUGUUUAAAACAAAAAAAGUAUAGCUCGCUACUUUCCAAUGCCCGUGCAUCCUGUGGAAUGUGAGCCAGGACCACAGCGGCCUCCCCAACGAGGCCGCUGCGGCCCUGGCGGCCGGAUUCUGUUAUUAUUAUUAUUAUCCUGUGGCUUCAGCGUACGGCAUUCACAAUGUAAAGUUAUUAUUAUAGAGCUCCGUAUUAUUUUCUAAUUCUCUCUCCCUCUCUGUGUUAAACCCUCCCCACCGCCCCCACCCCACUUUUUUUUGUCUAGUGUAAAGAAAUAUUUAUUACUUGAAGUUAAAUAUUUUAUAAUAUUUAUUGGAAAGAGGAAACCAUCCCGCGCGAGUGGCCUCGCCGCGUAAGCCGGCUGUGACUGAAACAGAAAAUAUAUGAAUGAAGUGA